GUCAAUACGCAUUAACAUUGACUCUCUAUGCUUUACUGGAGUGCCGUGCCGCGCCUACAUGUAGCUCCGUUGUCAUGCAAGACCAAGCCUAAUUAUCUGUAAACGGCCUGCAUAUUUUGACGGUCGAUGAAUUCUGUAAAUUCGAUAUCCAAAGAAACUCUACAGAUAUGAUGUCACGUCAAUUUGACUUCAGAAAGCUGACCUUGAUUCGGAUGAAGCUGCGAGAAGUUCACACUGGGAAUGAGCGGGUAGACAAGGUCGUACACGCCUUGACCAACGGCAGGGCAGCCAGUGCCAUGACCGCCUACGAGCAGUUCAUAGGCAUCAGUAAUGUGAAGGCAGCUCAGAAUAGAGUCGCAGAGGUGGAGAAAGAGUUUCUCAAGGUACGUGAGGAAGUAGCGGAAGCAAACGGGGAAGUUAGCGGUCUCCAAACAAAGCUUCAUAGCUUGAGAGGCAAGCUGGAUCGUACUCCAAGAGAUGACCCAAAGUUCCUUGAACUAGCCACUGAAGAACAUGCCAUGCUGCAGGCUGAAACUCGCCUCAAGGAGAGAUUCACCAAAGUGGAAGCGAGAGAAAGAGACACGUUUUCCCACCUCUCUACCGCCGUACGGGAGAGCCAUGAAAAACAGAGGGCGCAAGAAGAGCGCACAAAGUACUGGUCAGUGAUAGGUUCUAUCGUGGGAACUCUUAUAGGUAUCCUAGGUUCUACCAUAGUUAAUCAUAAACGUAUGGGUGAAUUGCGGACAUUGGUCUCUGAGCUUAGCACAGGGGACUUUGGGUCGGAGAGCACGCGUCAGGAGCUGACUGCCAUCGUUCAACAACUCAAGGAAUCGCUGGGUCAGGAUAAUGAUGCAAUGCAGCACCCAAAUCUCAAGAAUAGCAUGGAUGAUACUCUAAUCAAGCAUGAUGAGCUUCUGAGUCAGCAGCUUGAAGCCAUUGAGAAGCUGAUGGAUGAAAGGAAUAGUAAACUGAGUGAUCAGAUCAAAGGUAUGAGGAGGAUGACUGAGGUUGGUUUGGUCAGUGAUACAGGAACGUUGGAGGAGUUGCUAAGUGAUACAGAACAGAAACUAGAAUGGGAGAUGAAGAUGAGUACAUUAUCAACGGUGGUUUUCAUUUACGGUGCUUUUGCUUUAACCUUACCAAUAUUGUACAGUAUAUUCAAGUGAUAUACCAUAUAUACCGGUAUAUUAAAAUCUAUAAUAUCAUAUGCUUGGGUGAUAGUUUCUCAGGGCCCCGUCUUAUGAAAUGUUGCCAUUGAUCCUAAUCAAUCGUAAGCCCUCCAAUCAAUUGCAAAAUUGCAGUUUCCUAUCUCUUAUUUACAUUGUUGUGAUUAAUAUCAACUCUUUAAAAGACGGGGUCCUAGAUCUCGCUGUAUGGAUUGCUUGUAUAAUACAAUCCUGGAUAAUUUGCUUAGAACCAAGAAUGAUCUGGCUUUGGGUUUUUAUUUCAUAUGUUGUCUUGAACCAAGGAAUGAGAUUUUGAAAGCAACUUACAAUGCUCAGAAGAGCACUGCUAUAUCGCUCUAUGCAGUAAGAUUUUUAGACAUAUAUAGUCAUUAUAAAAGAUAUGAUUGAGAUUGAUUUCAUUAAAAAAAAAUUAUGUUGAUAGUGGCUUGCUUGCAUGUACUGCCUAGGAUUUAAAAAAAAAUCAUUAUUCAGUUAUUACAGUAAUAGUAUAUAUAUGUAAAGCUUGUAUGAAUUAUGGACUAGAUCAAGUCUAACAAAACAGUAAGUACAAGUACAGUGUAUGUGAAAUAUGGUACUAUUUCUUACAAUUCAACAAUGCUCAUGUGAUGCUGCAAUAUUUAUAUGGUUUUUAGGUUCAAAACCAGAUACAUGUAAAUGUGCAAUUUUCUAGUAAAUCCUAUCUGCUUUCUUAUCAGUACCUGUAUUACUGCAAUUUUAUGCUCUUAGUUUGAACUUUGAGAACAAAUAUUUGAAUAUAUGUGGAUGUAUCAACUAUGUUGUUGAUACAGUUUUCAUUUCUAGACUACUUUCAUCAGUACAUUAUCAAAGAGGUUUGUCCAAAAUAAUUUAUCAAGUAUCAUGUCGUAAUACCUGUAGACAUUUUAUGCCUUGAGUGGACACUUCAUUUACAGUAUGUUGUGAUUAAAAAUUGACACAUUAAACAUUUAUUGUUUAGGCUUUUAGUCUUAAGCUUGUAUCUGAUUUAUUUUCCUGUACUUGUAUACAUUUUGUACUGCUAGAUUAUGUUGUUUAUUUAGAGCUUAUACACAGAAAAAAGAAACAAAAGAAAGCGUACUGUUUGACAGAACUUUGUUAACUUUAGGAUAAAUUAUAGAAAUAUUUUCCCAUCUUACAAUGUCCUUGUUGUAGCAACGCUUACAUGUACAUGUGGAAAGGGACUACAUUUUUUUUCCUUCAUGUAUUUCUCCUGCUUUUGAGCAGAAAUGGGUAAAAUGGUUGAUUGAUCAUUAAGUAAUUGUGCUUUAAUGAUAUUAACGUAGGAUAAUUGAGAAGUAAAAGGGAGUGCAACUAGUCUAUACUCAGAAAUAUUUGUUCAUGAUAUUGUGGUUUUUCCCCUCAAAAUUUAGCUUUUGAGUUUUGAUGACCAAGAAGCUUGUGUACACAUUGUCAUCUGAAGUUAAGUCUUCUUGUCUGCAUUAUAAAAUAACUACAAGUAUUAGUCUAAUUAUAGCAAUUAAUUUUUUCCUAUCUUGUUUGAAUAUGAAUUUAAAAUGGAAUCAUGUUUAGAAAGGUUUUUUUUUUAAAUGUGCUACAAUAUUCAUCAAGAGGGCUAGUUUAGGGUUUUGGGUUAUUUCAUUUCCUGUGUAUUAUCAAGUAUUGUGAUAGUAUAAACAUGGAUUGAUAUCAGAAGCAUUAUUUUACUUGAUAUUUGGUACAAUCCAUGUAGUAUGAACUUAAUACAAUAAUCAGAAAUAUCAGAUGAACCAAAAUGACAAAUCUUUGAUGUUGUCAGUAAUGUCUCCUUGGACAAAAUAGCUUGAACGUGCCCUAUCAGAUAUUUGCUGAUUGUAAUAGAAAAUAGAAUUUAAAUCUAUUUUCUCAAAUGUCUUAUUUUGAAGAAUAUUACUAGUGAGUCAUGGAGUUGUUUUACAUGUCAUAUAUUUAUGUAGAAACAAAGUGCAUACCAAAGAACAACGUCUUCCACAUAGAUUACACUUAUUUACCUCUUAUUCUCAAUUAUGAAGUUCAACGCUUGAUCAUCCUUUAUGGGCUGUUCAUGUGUGAGAACCAGUGACUGUAUCAGAGAUGUAACAUUUGGAUGUACAUAGGUGGAGGUGGAGUAAUAUCACUUUAUGUGUUAUAUAUUUUAAUCGAGUACAUUUAAGCAAACACAAUGAGAUAAGUUUAAGAAAACUAACUGUUUUAAGAUGCACUUGAACGUAUUUAUGACACUAGUGAAAGCAUGCAACUGUAUUAUGAUUAUGAUUAUAAUUGUUAUGUUUUCAUCAAAAUAUUGCUUUUUGCUUCUAUAUUCAACCCCAUCUGUGCCAAAUGCAUCAAAUGCCACCCCAAAAUAUUUCCAGUUUACUCUAUGAUGAUGAGCAGAUGGCCGGAAAAUAUUUGUUUUAUCCCAAGUAUAUGUUAACAAGUAUUGUUGUUCCCACCGGAGAUACUGAAACUGAAAGCCAAAUUGAACAUUGACAUCCAUAGUUAUGAUCCAGACUUUGACUCUUGAAAGUUAUUUUGGAUAACUUGUCACAAUCCGAGUGGCAAAGUAGGGGUUGAAGUACAAUCUACCCAAAGCCAGACUUGGUCUUUGCGGUGCUGUGAAAUUAUUUUCAUUGGAAAUAGGUUUUAAAAAUUGUCAAGUUUGUUUCACCUUCCUGCUUUAGAAUGAUUCCCACUAAGCUAUGCAAGGUGAGAUGCCAAGUUCUUGCUAGACAAGUGGAGAUACGACGCAAGCUUCUAUGUAAUCAUGUAUGAUUCUGCACGUGUGUGACAGUAAUGAAAGCUACAAAGAUAGCUGGCAAGAUAUGUAAAGAUUUGCUUUUUUAUCCUUAUCUUUCGAUAUAUUUUUUCUCUGCCGGCACAGAAGACGGCAGGUUUAUUGGACAAUUUAGUCAGUCAGCUAGGUAUUCAAAGUAAUAUAGCCAUUAGUUUGGACUACAGUGUCUGGAAUAUCAUUAUAUGACUUUGGAAUUGCAAGUCUAUCGUAGGACUUUAUGCCGAAAUGUUAACUACUAUUGAUACAUCAUAUAUACACCAUUCACCGAUAUCAAUGUACUACAUUGUGUGUAUUAAAUGAGACAUAUUAUGGCUGUAACUUGGUGACUGAAUAAUGUAACAUUACUUAUGCAAUGUAAAGGCUUGUAUCGAAAUAAUAAUUAAUACAUGUAUUAUUAAAACUGGGGAGCACUUGCCAGUCUAAUAACUGAA
Strongylocentrotus purpuratus (purple sea urchin) is the source of this 4364-nucleotide messenger RNA. It is a transcript of the gene ccdc51, whose product is annotated as coiled-coil domain-containing protein 51. Lineage: Eukaryota; Metazoa; Echinodermata; Echinoidea; Camarodonta; Strongylocentrotidae. The transcript is spliced from 2 exons. The record is from RefSeq and is a predicted model, not a curated record. Bases 168 to 1166 code for a protein of 332 amino acids.